AGUAAAGCCGCUUAAUCCCUAAUAAAUGGCAAAGCGCUCAGAAACAACACUACCUCUGAACCACAGUCACUCACACCUGGAUUUAUAAACGUUUCAGGAUUUUAAAGGAACUUCUAGGAUACUUUUUUCACCUUUAACAACUUUGAACAACAUUUCAGAGGCCAGCAGCAGCUCAUUGAGCCCAGGCAUGGCGGUUGACUCCGGACAGAUAGAACUGAACAGAUCCUCCAGGUUCUCUCCUCCGCAGGCGGCGUCCUGCUCACAUUGAACUGGGAGAUACCACAGCUGCCUGACAGACAGUCAAAAUGAUGGCCUCGGUGGUUGUCGGGGGCAAACGGAAGAAGUCCCUCACAUUGAGAGGGGUGGACCCGGAGACCUGCAUGAUUGUGUUUAAGAACCACUGGAUGCAGGUCGUAAAGAUUCUGGAGAAACACGAGCCGAGUCGCAGCACCUCCAGGGCCCUUAGCUUCCUCUCAGGUCACCAUGGUAACAACAGCAGCUCCCGAACGUUCCACCUGGGUCCGAUUCCCGCUGACGAGGCCAGCGCGGUGCAGAACUAUGUGGAGCACAUGCUGUUCCUGCUGAUGGAAGAAGAGUCAGGGCAAGAAGGAGCCAUGGGUCCCAUCCUGGAGUUUGUGGUUCUGGAAGGUGUGAUGGAGAGGCUGUUUCUGUGGAGCCUGAGGAGACAGUUCACUGAGGACAUGAAGCUGGAGCAGCUCAGGAUGUACCAGAUGCUCUUAUCUCAGGCCAAACAGCCUCUGCUGCACCACAAACCUGUUCUGCGGCCGCUCAUGAUGCUGCUCACUUCCUGUGCUGGAGCCGCAACUGACACCGGCGGUGUGGUGGAGGCGGAGCUGGUCUACCUCCUGCACCAGCUUUGUGUGGCUCUGGUCAAAGAUCCAUCUGUGCUGGAGCUUUUUUUCCACAGCAGUCAGGACCAAGGAGCUGCCAACUUCCUGCUCUUCUCCCUGCUCAUACAAUAUACACACAGACAGGGUCUGGUAGGCCAGCAGGCCCGGGAUGCUCUGCUGCUCAUCAUGUCUCUGUCAGCCUCAGAGCCCAGAGUUGCUCAGCACAUCGCAGAGAACACCUACUUCUGUCCUGUCUUAGCCACUGGUCUGUCUGGCCUGUACUCGUCUCUUCCAGCCAGACUGCAGGUUUACAGUGAAGACUGGCACUGCCUGGAGCCCGCAGACUGGCAGCAGGUUCCAGCUCUUGUACAUUUCCUGCACUCGCUGGACUUCUGCAGCGCUGUUGCCAAGGUGGCCCAUCCCUCCAUCCGCUCCCAGCUGUUGAGCUACAUUUACAACGGCUUCCUGGUUCCGGUUCUCGCUCCUGCUCUGCACAAGCUGACUGUGGAGGAGGUGAUGACCACCACAGCGUACCUGGACCUGUUCCUGCGCUCCAUCGCUGAGCCCGCCCUCCUUCACACCUUCCUGUCAUUCAUCCUGCUGCAUCGACACGACAACGUUCAGAUCCUGGACACGCUGGUCAGCAGGAUCAACACGCCUUUCCAGUUAGGUACUGUGUCUCUGGCUUUGUUCAGAACUCUUAUUGGACUCUUCUGUGAAGACGUUAUGCUGCAGCUGGUGUUCAGGUAUCUGAUUCCCUGUAACCACCUGAGCAGGAAGCAGCGCUGCUCCUUGAAGCAGAGAGACUGUUACUCCUCCAGCGCCGCCUCCUUCCUGCUCCUCAUGCCCUCCUGGUGCCCGGUGAACCUCAACUACACACAUUCACCCUCAGAGCACAUCCACUGGCCCAAAGGAGCAGAUCUGUCAGUUUCAGACAGUGUUGGUUACUGCCGAGGGUCAGACUUCCUGAUGGAUGUUAACUACAUCCAUUACCUCUGGGAUGCGCGCCAGGCCAUCUCCAUCUCCUACAGAGCCUGCAGGUUUUGGUCGGCGACAUACGAUGGCUUCGAUCCCCCGCCUCAGGAGUACCGAUCUGAAACGCCAGGGGAUGAUAUAGAAGACGAGGAGGAAUUCAUGCAACGAUUGAAGAGUGACUCUAUCUGCUCUGGGGUUGUCCUUCAUCCCCCUUCAGCUCUCUCUCCUACACCGUCAUCCUCAGACACCAUCUCCACUGGCAAUCAGGCAGGCAGGGUCAGCUCUGCCAUGGAGUUGGAAUGGGACGACAUUUUUGGAGAAGAGAGCAUCCCUUCCUCAUCAGCCGUCUUUAACUUUGCAAACGGAUGUGUGGAGUCGGACAGAUCUAGGUUUUCACCUGUACCUCCACCCCUGCUGCCGCCUCAGCACAUCCAGGAAAUGAGACUCACGGCGACCAAGCUGGUGCGUGGCGCGUACGUGGAGGAAUCAGAGUUUCAGGACGACGUCAUCGUCUACGACCUUGUUGCUCAAAAGGACACAAAGGCAGCCAUAUUUGAGCGGAUUAAGGCCGCAAACAGACAGUUUCGUGAAAGCUUCUCCUAUAAACGUAGAGUAUCCACGGCAACAGUACCAACAACAUCAACCCCAAUAGUGAUGGAGACGGUUAACAGCAUCUUGUCAACACGGAGGAGGAGUGAAGAUGGCGGUAAAGAGGAAAGAAGCAAAACAGAAGAGUUUGAGGGAUUAGUGAGGAGGAAAAGUGAGGAGUUUUGGAAUGGAACAAAGGAAAAGGAAGAUGAAGGGAUUAACGUAACUGAUGGGAAGAAUCACAUCAUCAGCAAAUUUGAUGAUUCUAAACAAGAAACAAAUUCUUCAACUCAAAACUGCUUCUGGAAAGACAUCCAAAUUUGUAGCAGUAACACCAAUACAACACAUGAGAAGGAGACACAUCCCAAAACUGGCCUCACUACUCCUUUUGAGUCAAAUAUCAUCACAAACGGACAUUUAAAAACAGAAUCACUUUCUUUUUAUAAGACAAACACCCCAAACACAGUGCCUGCUGGUAACGGAUUCACCAAGGAUGACUUCUUGUCCCAAUACUACGAGCUCAUGCUCUCUUUAGGGGUGGAGCCUGACGGCGAGGACAUUACAGAUGACAUCGGUACGUUCAGGAGACGUGUUCGAGCUCUGAGGCAAAAACUGGCGGAGGAGGACGAGCAGCUUUUCAUAGACUUUGGUUUGAGCUGCGCAUUGGAUUACGCAGAGCAGGAGGGAGAAAUAGAAGCCAUGGAAGAGGAGGAGGAGGAGAAGAACGGAGGAAAGAAACAAGGGGUUCCAUUCACAGGUCCCUUCAUCAGCGUCCUGUUGUCCCGACUGGAGAACCUCCUGGAAAACUCCAUAGCAGUCAACCUCUUGGUCACAGGGAUCCUAGCCCAGCUAGCAUCGUACCCCCAGCCUCUACUGAGGUCCUUCCUACUCAGCACAGAAACACACAACCAGCACAGCGUACGGACUUUAUACCAGGUGUUGGUUUCAGUGCAUGCUCAGAUCGAGCACUAUGUGGAGGAAAGACCUGAAUAUCCCUCUCUGGUCACCCAGGCUUGGAGGUUCUUGCUCGUUAAAGACCAGGAUGGCAAAUUUAGAGAGGCCCUCCAGUCUCAGGGCGGGGACAUCAUCCUGGAUCCAUCUCUACCCAACGGCUCAGUGAGAAACGCCCUGCCUUUGCCUCCCCUCAGUGUCUUACCCCCGUGCCCCCCCAUCCCUCCUCAAGCCAAGAGCCGAGUGUUUGCCAUCAUUCUGUACGCCGAGUUCCUGAAGGAGCUGGCAGCCAUCGCCCAGGAGCACAGCAUCGCUCUGGACUGUUGUUCAGAGGAAUAAUGCACUCGUCUACUGUUAUGAAGAUCUGCACUGGACUAAAAUCACAUCUUAGGAGCUGAUCACAAAUCACUGGAAAACUUCUCAAACCAACCUGUAGAUUUAUGCAACUUAUGUGGACUAUAUUACCUUAAAUUAUUCUAUUAUUUGCAAAUCUUCAUGUAAACUUUCUUUUUUGCCUGA
Cyprinodon tularosa is the source of this 3884-nucleotide messenger RNA. RefSeq names its product protein FAM160A1-like. NCBI's taxonomy places the organism in Eukaryota, Metazoa, Chordata, Actinopteri, Cyprinodontiformes, Cyprinodontidae. The coding region runs from base 306 to 3704 and encodes 1132 amino acids. The record is from RefSeq and is a predicted model, not a curated record. The transcript is spliced from 17 exons.